AUGUCGGCAAAAACAAAAGCCCCCGUCCUCGGACUCACCACCCGUCACAUAGUCUACCUCAUCUUCAUGCACACCAUCGGCGCCAUGAUCCUCGACGCAGGCAUCAACUUUGGUCUCGCCACCGCAAUGUACAAGAACAGCAAGCACCCCGUCUAUAUCUGGCCCCUUCCCAACUCUCUCGCCGGAGAUAUCGCCGUCACCAUCAUCAUCCAACAGACCCUCACCUGGAUCCUGGACCGUCUCGCUGUCCGAGGCGACCUCAAGAAGGGACUUGUCGCACCGUUGAGGAUGCCUAGUGAUGCUUCUUCACUGGUCAGAUGGUUUGUCGGUCUGGAGGAUAUCAAGGCUGCAGGCAAGCCUGGGUUCGCAUUCCAUAUCAAGCGGGUGGUGGUCUAUGUUGUUGCGACCUUCUUGGUCUACUGGCCCAUUACUAUCGGCGUCUUGUAUGGAUUGAAGAGUGGCCAUGUUGGAGCUGCUGUUGCCGAUGGAGAGUUUAACUUGUGGCCAUUCCCUCAGAUCUUCAAGGGUGUCUUUUCUGCCGCUCUCGGACUCACAACACCCUUUGUCAGCUAUGUGACUCUGAUCUAUGAGGGUGAGACCCAGGCUGCUUCUGUUUCUGCCACCGCUGGAGAUGAAGAGUCCAAGGUCGUCAACUAA
This is a messenger RNA of Linnemannia hyalina, 657 nucleotides long. The record is from the annotation of a GenBank genome assembly. Lineage: Eukaryota; Fungi; Mortierellomycota; Mortierellomycetes; Mortierellales; Mortierellaceae.